UUUUUUUUUUUUGUUUGUGAACCAGAUAAAGGGGCGCGGAGAGGCUUUAGUCGGAGUCGGGAUACGGGAGAAGAUCGCCGGAAGAUGACGAUCGGGGAUAUUGCGCCGAAGAAGGAGAGGAAGUCGCGGAGGAGCAAGGCGGUCGUGGACGAGAACGCUCCGCUGUUGCCCAAGAGGCAAGACGAGGAGGAGGCCAGCUUCGAUGAGUUCAAUGGGGCUUCCUUCACCGGGGCGGUUUUCAACCUGUCCACCACGAUCGUCGGUGCCGGAAUCAUGGCGUUGCCGGCGACCAUGAAAGUGCUGGGUCUCGGCCUGGGGAUCGCCAUGAUCGUCUUCAUGGCUUUCCUGACCAAUGCGUCCAUUGAUAUGUUGCUCCGGUUUAGCAGGGCGGGCAAAUCCGUCUCGUACGGUGGUCUCAUGGGGGAUGCUUUCGGCAAGUACGGGAGGAUUCUGUUGCAGAUAUGCGUCAUGGUCAACAACAUCGGUGUGCUCAUCGUGUACAUGAUCAUUAUCGGGGAUGUGCUGUCCGGAACAUCUUCGAGCGGGGUUCACCAUGCUGGUGUUCUUGAAGGGUGGUUUGGAGAACACUGGUGGAAUGGCCGUACCUUUGUUCUUCUUGUCACGACACUGGGAAUAUUUGCUCCUUUGGCAUGCUUUAAGCGAAUAGAUUCAUUGAGAUUCACAUCUGCCUUGUCUGUUGCACUGGCAGUGGUGUUUCUUGUUAUCACUGCGGGAAUUUCAAUCAUUAAAUUGAUUUCGGGAGGCGUUGCAAUGCCCAGAAUGCUACCUGAUAUAACUGAUUUGGCAUCAUUCUGGAAUCUCUUCACUGUAGUUCCUGUUCUCGUCACUGCAUAUAUCUGCCAUUACAAUGUCCACAGCAUCGACAAUGAACUCGAAGAUUCCACACAGAUAAAGGCAGUUGUGGGAACAUCACUUGCUCUGUGCUCGUCUGUGUAUAUAAUGACUAGCUUCUUUGGGUUCCUCCUCUUUGGUGAUGGGACACUUGACGAUGUGCUUGCUAAUUUUGACACCAACCUUGGCAUUCCUUACGGUUCCUUGCUCAAUGAUGCUGUUCGUGUUAGCUACGCAGCGCAUCUUAUGCUUGUAUUUCCCAUCGUCUUCUAUCCACUGCGACUGAACAUGGACGGUCUUCUCUUUCCCUCUGCAAGGCCACUUGUUUUAGUUAACCUGAGGUUUACAUUGCUCACAACCGGUCUUAUCACUGUAAUAUUCAUGGGUGCAAAUUUUAUCCCCAGCAUCUGGGAUGCUUUUCAAUUUACUGGAGCGACAGCUGCUGUUUGCCUUGGGUUCAUUUUUCCCGCUGCUAUUACUCUGAGGGAUCAUCACAGCAUAGCAACCAAGAAGGACAGGAUCUUAGCCAUUUUCAUGAUUGUUCUUGCCGUCUUCUCAAACCUGGUGGCUAUCUACAGCGAUGCUUAUGCUUUGUUCAAGAAGCAUGAAUCUCCCCGUGAAUGAUGGCUACAGCAUCUGGACUUGGUCAUGUGGAGAACGAGAUAGCAAUGGAUGCUGAGUCAACUUUAAUAACAGAGAAGACAUGGGAAUCCUUACUCUGUAGGAUUCAAACCCGGAAACGUGUCGCGCCGGUCAUUGUACAAAUCUGCUAGUUUGAAAAAUGUAUAAAGCCGUGUGAGGACUGGGGUUAGUAUUGUUGUCUUCUGCUCGAUACUGCUUUACCAACUAUAGACUCGAAAUAAUAGUGUUGUGAUUUAGACUUUA
Syzygium oleosum is the source of this 1737-nucleotide messenger RNA. Its product is annotated as amino acid transporter AVT6A-like. Gene Ontology annotation, biological process: amino acid transmembrane transport. The transcript is spliced from 5 exons. The record is from RefSeq and is a predicted model, not a curated record. Gene Ontology annotation, molecular function: amino acid transmembrane transporter activity. The coding region runs from base 85 to 1476 and encodes 463 amino acids. NCBI's taxonomy places the organism in Eukaryota, Viridiplantae, Streptophyta, Magnoliopsida, Myrtales, Myrtaceae.